Messenger RNA from Grammomys surdaster, 338 nucleotides. It is a transcript of the gene Bbip1, whose product is annotated as BBSome interacting protein 1. The transcript is spliced from 3 exons. NCBI's taxonomy places the organism in Eukaryota, Metazoa, Chordata, Mammalia, Rodentia, Muridae. The record is from RefSeq and is a predicted model, not a curated record. Bases 16 to 267 code for a protein of 83 amino acids. Gene Ontology annotation, cellular component: BBSome. Gene Ontology annotation, biological process: receptor localization to non-motile cilium; cilium assembly.
GCCGUCUGGAAAGGGAUGCACCUGAGCAAAAGCACUGGAUCCAGCUGUUUACAGAUGGCGGAAGUGAAGUCGAUGUUCCGAGAAGUCCUUCCAAAACAAGGGCAGUUGUCUGUGGAAGAUGUAACCACGAUGGUGCUGUGUAAACCCAAGCUUUUACCCUUAAAAUCUCUGACUCUGGAAAAACUGGAGAAAAUGCAGCAAGCAGCACAGGAUACAGUCCGCCAACAUGAAAUGGCAGAAAAAGGCAACCGGCAAAUAACCCACUAACCACUACCACUUUAAAGGACGCCCCAUUUUAAUCCCUAACUGUUCAGUAACUAGAAACUAUUCUGCAUCUG